Molecule: messenger RNA, 1119 nt
Organism: Aspergillus wentii DTO 134E9
Lineage: Eukaryota; Fungi; Ascomycota; Eurotiomycetes; Eurotiales; Aspergillaceae
Product: 60S ribosomal protein uL4
Exons: 4
Coding region: 1-1119 (372 amino acids)
Biological process (GO): translation
Cellular component (GO): ribosome; cytosolic large ribosomal subunit
Molecular function (GO): RNA binding; structural constituent of ribosome
Source: RefSeq, a predicted model, not a curated record
AUGGCCUCCCGCCCUACCGUCACUAUCGCCACGGCUGAUGGCAAGCCCAGCGGGGCUACCCUCACCCUGCCGGCUGUUUUCACCGCGCCCAUCCGUCCUGACAUCGUCCAGCAGGUGCACACCGGUAUGGCCAAGAACAAGAGACAGCCUUAUGCCGUGAGCGAGAAGGCUGGUGAACAGACCUCCGCUGAGUCCUGGGGUACUGGUCGCGCUGUCGCUCGUAUCCCCCGUGUCUCUGGUGGUGGUACUCACCGUGCUGGUCAGGCUGCUUUCGGUAACCAGUGCCGUUCCGGUCGUAUGUUCGCUCCUACCAAGGUCUGGAGAAAGUGGCACUCGAAGGUCAACGUUGGCCAGAGACGUUUCGCUACCGCCUCUGCCCUCGCUGCUUCUUCCGUCCCCUCUCUCCUGUUCGCUCGCGGUCACCGUGUCGCCAACAUCCCCGAGGUUCCCCUGGUCGUUGAGUCCAAGGCUUUCGAGGGUGCCGCCAUCACCAAGACCAAGAAGGCCGUCGCUCUCCUGCAGGCCCUCGGUGCUGGUGACGAGCUCGUCAAGGUCCAGCAGUCCAAGAAGAUGCGUGCCGGUAAGGGUAAGCUGAGGAACCGUCGCUUCCGCCAGCGCCGCGGACCUCUCGUUGUCUACAACCCCGAGGUUGACGGCAAGGAGCUCGUCCGUGCCUUCCGCAACAUCCCCGGUGUUGAGACCUCGCCCGUCUUCUCCCUCAACCUCCUCCAGCUCGCCCCUGGUGGUCACCUCGGUCGCUUCGUCGUCUGGACCUCGUCCGCCUUCGAGGCUCUCGACCAGGUCUACGGCACUACUACCAGCCCCUCGGCCCUCAAGAAGGACUACCUCCUUCCCUCCAACUUGGUUGCCAACGCCGACCUGUCCCGCCUCAUCAACUCUUCUGAAAUCCAGUCCGUUCUCCGUGCUCCCAAGGGUGAGGCCCGCACCAAGCGUGGUGUUGUCCAGAAGAAGAACCCUCUGCGCAACAAGCAGGUCAUGCUCCGUCUCAACCCCUACGCUGCCACCUUCUCCAAGGAGAAGCUCGGCCAGAAGGGUGUUGAGCACGCCAAGCCUGAGCGUGUUAACAAGGCUUUCCUCAACACUCUGCACGAGAACUAA